GGGGGCGCUAUAUUAGGGCCGCAGGAAGCCGGGCCGGGAGGGACGGGGCGCCCAGAAAGGCGCCGCGGCUGCAGCCACCGCGGCGGAGGCGCCGCCGCCGUGCCGUGCCCGAGCCAUGGGGCCCCGCCGGACCCCCCGCGCCCCCCGCUGCAAACUGCUCUCCUUGGCUAAAAUGAACAUCAGAGCACCUCUCUCCGCUGGAAUGUAUAUCCCAGGAUGAUCUAAUCCUUUACAAACUAACUUUCUGGAAAAAGAAACAAAAGAAAACUCUUCUUUCCACAAUCUGGUUCCUUUAAUUUCUGUCUUGCUCCCACAUGGAAAACCUAAAUUUGAAUGUUGAUAUUACUCACUUCUAAAUCUCCUGGAACGUGGAAGGAAGGAUCGGUUUUCACUGAGAGAUUAGCCACAGCUCACAGAAGGAGAUUUGGAACCACUGUUAAAAGGUGAAACAAAACACCCAGCUUUGCCUUUUUUAAGCCCACCUGGGGAAAAUGAAACAUCGUCCCUCAUCGACGGAGGUCUUGGAAUGGGUAUGUUCAGCAUAAGUGCUUGGUGCUAGCUGGCCGGCGUUCCCCGAAAGCCCAGCAACGUUUCCUUUUUGCCUUACUUUGGACCCUACGUUGUAUUUUGGCAGCCGAGACAGCAGGACCUGGACGAGAAAGAUGGUUGCCGUAAGGAAAAGGAACGUGAAAAUGUUUACGUUCGCCUUUUUGCUCAUCACGAUAACAUCGUUUCUGCUCAACUACAAGCACCAGGUGACCAUGACCACCUGGGACCCUAAGCACCUCAUCAUGCAGUUUUCUGAUCAAUUCAGGAAGCUUAUCAAAUACCCCAGAAGACCGUGCAGCUGUACCACAUGUGUUUCGGAGCAAGGACGUUCCCUCUGGUUUGAUCAGAGAUUUAAUCAAACUAUGCAACCUUUCCUGACCUCACGGGAUGCCUUGAUCCCAGAAGACAGCUACAGGUGGUGGCUGAAAUUGCAAGGAGAGAAAAGUCCUAAGAAUAUCAAUGAUACUCUCAAGGAAUUGUUUGAGAUCGUUCCUGGGGUUGGGGAUCCACUGCAGGAACGAGACAUUUUCACAUGCAGACGAUGCGCUGUCGUGGGAAACUCCGGGAACCUUCGGCAAUCUCAGUAUGGCCAAGAUAUUGAUUCCCACAACUUUGUGCUCAGAAUGAAUCGUGCCCCCACUGCUGGCUUUGAAUCAGAUGUUGGCAGCAAGACCACUCACCACUUUGUUUACCCCGAGAGCUACAAAGAAUUAGCAGAAAAUGUGAGCAUGAUCGUGAUCCCUUUCAAAACCCUGGACCUGCGCUGGAUUGUCACUGCUCUCACCACAGGCACCAUCAACUUCACAUAUGUUCCGGUUCCAAGGAAAAUCAAAGCCAAAAAAGAAAAGAUCCUGAUUUAUAACCCAGCUUUUAUCAAGUACGUCUAUGAAAACUGGCUCCAGUAUCAUGGGAGAUACCCCUCCACAGGCCUUCUGUCGCUGAUAUUUGCACUCCAUGUAUGCGAUGAGGUGAAUGUGUAUGGUUUUGGAGCAGACAGCAGGGGACACUGGCAUCACUACUGGGAAAACAACCCUUCCGCGGGGGCUUUCCGGCAAACAGGUGUCCAUGAUGGGGAUUUUGAGUUCAAUAUAACUUUGACUCUUGCCUCCGUUGAAAAAAUAAAGUUUUUCAAGGGCAGAUGACCCUUGCCAUGGGAAGAAGUGGGGGCUGCAAUUUCCAGCAUGCAGCAGAACAGAUUUUAAUGAAGAUGAUCUGGAAGCUAGCCAGGUUUAAGUGUGAAUCUGCGGUGGAUUUGGCAUGUCUCACUGCUGCAAUGAUCAUUGCAUGGAGCUCGGCCGAAGACCAGGAUCCCAGCUGCACUUCAUUUCCUUCUACAGAUAGCUGGGACCUACCAAUCAGUCUGGGGAUAAAUGAUAUGCUGAAUCACUGCUUAGGCUCUACAGCUUAAUUCCUGAAUUACUGAUGAAAAAUCUGCCUGUUGCAAUUAAGGGAAACCUGGACACAAAAACUGCUAUUUGUGUGUUCACUCUUUCCUUGAACAAGGCAGGAAAUCCUUGAAGAAAAGUAAAAACAACUUCUGGGAUCUGACACCCACUAGGGUAGCUGUGAACAUCAUAGUAAGGAUUACCUCAAAGAAAUGAAUUCAAUUCUGCUGUUGAUCUUCUUUUUGAACCAUCUCUUCAGUUUCCUCUAUUACUUCUGGGUUUAUGCUGUAUUAAGCAAGAAUGUGAUGACGUUGCCUGGAGUAGUAACUCUUUCUGCCAAUGCCUCAGUCUGCAUUGAUAGCAUCUGAAAAUAUGAAUUGAAUCAUCUCUGAUCAUGUAUUAUUUAAUAUUGCUUCCUAUACAGCCAUAAUGAGAGGAGAAAACAAUACUGAAAACUCCAGCAAAAAAUGGCCUUUUUAGCUACUUGUUUGUUUGUCUUCUUUGGUUAUAUAUAUCUUUUAAUUUUUUUUCUUUUUUUUUGUGGAAGAUACUCUGGAAUGCUGAUUUUUAUUUAAUCAAUACAGUUUAAGGUUGGGAAGUGGACUUUUUUCUUUCAGUCGUUUACAUGUGCCUUUUAUAAUUGUGCGACAGAUGUAUUUUUUUUUUAAGAUGACAAACCCUAAAUUAAACUUUUUUAUAAAAGGGGGAAAAAUUAACCAAAGUUUAGCCUCCAUGUGGUAUAUUUUGUAGUCAAAAUUAAUAAUAGCAGUUCCUAUAUUGUACUUGAACAAAUGCAAACAAGGCUAAUUUUUAAAGGUAGCUUUUACCUUUUUUAUGGGAAAAUACCCAAAAGUUCCAAGGAAAUUUUUCCUAUUUUUUUACAAAUUUAGAAAGUGGUCUCUCUUUACAAGGUCUCUAUUUGAAAUGGAAGAAGAAAUAUCAUGGGUGGCAAUAUAAGACAGUAAUAUAAUAGGAAUACUUAGCACUGUAGCAGCCUCUACAAGGACACACUCUACACACGCUGAUUCUACAGUGAAAGCCAGAUUUCCAAAUUAUGUGCACUUCUGGAGGAAUGAGUAUAUUAAUGUCAGUACCUGUAGGCAGUGAGAGGAGGGAACUGACAAUGGAGAUUUUAUAUCCAUAGAUUUUUGCUAGAAUCAAUACAUUUGAUCCUCAAGGAUAUAUGAAGUAUGGCUCCAAGAACAAAGUUCAGGUGAUGGGCAGUGGGGAACUGUUUCUUAAUAUUAUGAUAAUAGGUUUCAUGGAUUACUGACCCAUUUCCAGCGGGAGUCUACCUAUUCCUGGCCUCAGCAGCACUCGCCAACAGUUGCUUUACCAACGUAUUUCUAUGGGACUUACAGCCAAGGAUGCCAAACUUCUAUGCGAGGAACUGAGCUCCCUGCCACAUGCACAUAACCCUUCAGUUUAGCAAUAUGGAAAGGGAAGGAUUCUCCAGCCUUCAUGCUGAGACCUGUUCAUGAUCCUUGUGUCAAGAAACCCUUUCCUAGUAUGGUGGGUAACAGAACUAUUCACUUGCAUGUUGCAGGAGGAGCAAAUUCAACAAACUUAGUAUCUGCUAAUGACCCUUUGUAAAAGAAUGACAAUUUUCUACCUGAAUCAUACUAGUUUGUUUGUUUUAAACAUUCCCACUGUCGAAAUUGUUGUAAAUCAAUAUGUUUCUAAUGAGAAAAUAAUAAACAGGUUUCAAGCAAAGCAGCUCUAUUAAGAGAAAAAAGACGUCAUGGAAGGUUCCAACAGUAUCUUCACCCUGUGGCUGGAUUUUGGAGAUACUUUUUGCAUCAUAAGCACUUCAGCUAUUUUAAUUUCUUUUCUAAUGGAGGGAUGUCAGUAAUUCAGAAACAUUUCAUUGCUGUUUCCUUCAUUUUUGGAAAGACUUGGAAGAGCACACAUGGUGGCUUGGUACCCAGUUCCUAUUGGUUUUUGAUCACAGAUGGCCAUUUGGAAUCAAAGAAAAUGAUCAAAGAUCAGCUAAAUUCUGGUUGUCUAGUUUUGAAAGUAUCCUUUUGCUGUCCAAAUUAAAUUUCCAAUUUUUCUCUGAAUAUUCUGCAUCUGACAGUACAUACGCAAUAUCUUGGCUCAUACUAUACUGAUCAGGUCUAGCAUCUUCACCAUGGGACAAGCUGCAGUUCCCAUCUAAUUUUCUUGCUGACAGCAAGCAGUAACUGUGUACCACUGAUGCCAUUUUUCUGAAUACAAGGAGAGCAGAAAGUGAACCUGGCUAUAUGUAGGAUGAGGAAUAGUUUAUGCCAUCACAUCCAGAGGAACUUUUAGUAGAGUCUUUUAGGUGAUUCACUGUUGUCAUGUUAGAUCUUUUGUUACAGUGUCUCCACAAUUUCUCUGCUCACCUAAAAGCCUUCAGAAUGAAGAGAUACCAACAGACGAUGCUGGAGGAACAAUUCAUUCCCACUGCCAGAGCUGAAGGCUUUCUGCUUUCCUGCUAGGAACUCUGAUUUUGUUUUGUUUAAAAGAAAAACAAAGAAAAACACUUAACAACCUGCCAAGGCUUCAAACUCUUGAACUGUAUUUGCCACCGCUGCAAAGUCUCUAAAGCACUCCUUGAGUGUGUUGUUUUUAACCAAAGCCAACUCUCUUGAGCACUUUUUUUUUUCUCCCAUGACUAGAUUUUCUUCCUAUUUUUCUUUGAAUACAUGGUUGAUUAUGAUAAUCAUUUCUUUGUUCUGAUUGUGAGGAGUCUCAAUCAUUCUUUGACAUUUUAUUUAUUUAAGUUUUCAGUAUGAUAUGAAUCAAAAUAAAUUUUUAUUGUAAUCGAAUCAAA
Molecule: messenger RNA, 4731 nt
Organism: Dromaius novaehollandiae (emu)
Lineage: Eukaryota; Metazoa; Chordata; Aves; Casuariiformes; Dromaiidae
Gene: ST3GAL1
Product: ST3 beta-galactoside alpha-2,3-sialyltransferase 1
Exons: 7
Coding region: 663-1691 (342 amino acids)
Biological process (GO): sialylation
Cellular component (GO): membrane
Molecular function (GO): beta-galactoside (CMP) alpha-2,3-sialyltransferase activity
Source: RefSeq, a predicted model, not a curated record